ACAUAUACCACACGUAGCACAUUAGAGGCGGGAACCUUCGAAGGUACCUGUAGACGUUCGUUCAUCGGGAGGAUGCUUGUUGACUGUGCCAGUUAUGACUGAGAAUAUGCACUUGCGGAGGCGAGGAGGACCGUACAAGACGGAGCCGGCUACGGACCUGAGGCGCUGGAGGCUUUCUAACGUCGAGGGCAGGCAGACCUGGUCAUACCUGGAGCAUGUGGAUGCCUCAGAAAGGGAGCAGACCAUGCUAGAGGCCCAUUCUUUAGGCUUGGACACGAGCAAGUUUGUGCACGACUCCCCAGCCGCCCGCACGGCCGUGGAUGCCGCCCUGAAAGGUAUGAACUUCUACAGCCACCUCCAAGCCGAGGACGGCCACUGGGCGGGGGACUACGGAGGACCGCUCUUCCUGCUACCCGGUCUACUGAUCACUUGCCAUAUUGCUAAGAUCCAUCUGGAGCAGACCUGGAAAAAAGAGAUGGUGCGAUACCUGCGCUCUGUUCAGCUGCCAGAUGGAGGCUGGGGCCUACAUAUCGAGGACAAGUCGACGGUGUUUGGCACGGCUUUGAGUUACACCUCGCUACGGAUUCUGGGUGUCGAUCCGGAUGAUCCCGACUUGGUUCGGGCGAGGAACAACCUGCAUAGCAAAGGCGGUGCGGUGGGCAUCCCAUCCUGGGGUAAAUUCUGGUUGGCCAUUUUGAAUGUCUAUGACUGGGAAGGAAUGAACACGCUCCUACCAGAGAUGUGGCUGUUCCCCAGCUGGCUGCCGGCCCACCCGUCUACGCUGUGGUGCCACUGUCGCCAGGUCUACCUCCCAAUGAGCUACUGUUACGCCGUGAGACUGGUGGCCGACGAGGACGCCCUGGUCCUUGGCCUCAGACAGGAGCUUUAUAUCCAAGACUAUGCCAGCAUCGACUGGCCAGCUCAGCGCAGCAAUGUGGCGGCGUGUGACUUGUACACUCCACACAGCAAACUGCUGUCUGCAGCCUACACCAUGCUCAAUGUGUACGAGGCCCACCACAGCGCCACGCUGAGAGGAAUGGCCGUCAAAGAACUGUACCAGCACAUCCAGGCCGACGACCUCUUCACCAAAUGUAUCAGCAUUGGCCCGAUCUCCAAGACAAUCAACAUGCUGGUCCGCUGGUACGUAGACGGCCCCUCGUCUGCAGUCUUCCAGGAGCACGUGUCCAGAAUCGCCGACUACCUCUGGCUGGGACUGGAUGGUAUGAAAAUGCAGGGCACCAACGGGUCUCAGCUCUGGGAUACUUGCUUUGCUGUUCAGGCUUUCCUUGAGGCGGGAGCCCAAGACAACCGUCAACUCGCCGAGUGUCUCCGACGCGCCCGGCAGUUUCUGACAAUCACGCAGAUCCCAGAUAAUCCUCCCGAUUACCAAAAGUACUACCGUCAAAUGAACAAGGGAGGCUUCCCCUUCAGCACGCGCGACUGCGGCUGGAUCGUGGCCGACUGCACGGCGGAGGGCCUCAAGUCGCUGAUGCUGCUGCAGGAGGCGCGCCCCUCGCUCGGCGAGCCCGUCGCGCCUCAGCGCCUCUACGACGCCAUCAAUGUGUUGCUGAGCAUGAGAAACUCUGACGGCGGCUUUGCCACGUAUGAAACAAAGAGAGGGGGGAAACUUCUCGAGCUGCUGAACCCCUCCGAGGUCUUCGGUGACAUCAUGAUCGAUUACACCUAUGUGGAAUGUACGUCAGCAGUGAUGCAGGCUCUGGGCCAUUUCCACAAGGUGCAUCCUGAACACCGCGCGGAGGAAAUCAGGAAGACCCUGGAAGAUGGGCUGGAGUACUGUCGCAGGACGCAGAGGCCCGACGGAUCGUGGGAAGGGUCCUGGGGCGUGUGCUUCACCUACGGGACCUGGUUUGGCUUAGAAGCCUUCGCUUGUAUGGGACACCAUUAUCAGAGGAACGGCUGCGCGGAGGUACGCCGCGCCUGCCGCUUCCUUUUGGAUCGGCAGAUGGCGGACGGCGGCUGGGGGGAGGACUUUGAGUCGUGCGAGCAACGGCGCUACGUCCAGAGCGGCUCGGCGCAGAUCCACAACACCUGCUGGGCACUGUUGGGCCUCAUGGCGGUCAGGCACCCUGACCGGCGGGCCAUCGAGCGAGGUGUCAAGCUGUUGAUGGACAAGCAGCUGCCCAACGGAGACUGGCCUCAGGAGAAUAUCUCGGGCGUGUUCAACAAAAGCUGCGCCAUCAGCUACACCUCCUACAGGAACGUCUUCCCCAUUUGGACCCUGGGCCGCUUCGCCUCUCUCAACCCCGGCAGUUCUCUGAGCGGCAAGGUCAAGCUGUGAACGCGUCAAAACGGAAGAGCCGAAAUGUACAUUUCAACUGUCAAAGUGUCUCUCCGCAUUGCCUUGAGACUUUUUUCUGCGAGCAGGAAAUGGCUUGUUUACAACCAGCGGAGUGGCAAAUUACACAACCAUUCAUUUGA
Molecule: messenger RNA, 2439 nt
Organism: Syngnathus acus (greater pipefish)
Lineage: Eukaryota; Metazoa; Chordata; Actinopteri; Syngnathiformes; Syngnathidae
Gene: lss
Product: lanosterol synthase (2,3-oxidosqualene-lanosterol cyclase)
Exons: 22
Coding region: 95-2299 (734 amino acids)
Biological process (GO): cholesterol biosynthetic process; triterpenoid biosynthetic process
Cellular component (GO): lipid droplet
Molecular function (GO): lanosterol synthase activity
Source: RefSeq, a predicted model, not a curated record